CGGGGCGAUGCCGCUGGUCCUGGAGGGCGGCGGCCCGGCACCGCUGGCAACCUGCGCUCGCCAUCCUCGCCUGCGGGAAGGAGCCCGCAAACUCACGAGUCAGCCUGUGCAGCGCGUGGGACCCCGGGGCCUCCUCUACGUACAACAGAGAGAGCUUGCGGUGACUUCCCCGAACGACGGCUCCGUCUCCGUUCUGGGUUCCGAUGAUGCCACCACUUGCCACAUCGUGGUCCUGAGAGACACAGGGAGUGGGGCCACCUGCCUGGCCCACUGUGAUGGCUCAGACACCAGAAGUGACGUCUCGCUCAUGCUGAGAGUCUUAAAAUCCGUACCGCACACGGGACAGAGUGGAAGGCUGGAAGUGCAUCUGAUCGGAGGUUUCAAUGAUGACCGACAGCUGUCCCAAAAACUUACCUCUCAACUCCUGAGUGAGUUGGACCAGCAGAAAGACGACAUUCACCUAGUGACCUUUUGCACGACAGAAUUAAAUGAUCGCGAGGAAGGUGGGGACCACUUUCCAAUCAUUUAUGGGAUCGGCGUCAGGGUGGAGAGCGGGGAGAUUUUCAGAGCCUCGUUUCCGGAGAGGGGCCCAGAGGAGGACCUGCGCUCCGCCCGCUCUUUUUCUGGAGGACCCAUGAUCAGCAUUUACGACGCGAAGACGGAGCAACUCCGUAUUGGACCUUAUUUCUGGAAUCCUUUUCUCAGUGUGGAUUUUUGGCUGGAACAGGAUGACAGACAACUAUUAGAGGAUUUUUCUACUUCUCCUUGCGCUGAGCCGCCCCACUUUGUGGCCCAUAUUAGGUCAACCAUGACCUUCUUGAAGAAAUACCCUUUUUCCUCUUCACUGUUUCCAGGAAACAAAGCCCUCCUCUACCAAAAAAACAAAGACGGCUUAUGGGAGGCGGUCCCUGCCGCCGGGAUCCCACUGGAGGCCGAACCAAAGAAAGCCCAGGCUUAGCGUGGCUCGCUGUGACAAAGGAAACCAAUUCCAGGUUGGGCAGGAAUCUGCUCUUGGCAAAUCGUAAGGGCCACGGCCCUCUCUGGCUUUCAGCUCCUUUUCAAAAUAAAAUAGGUUGGCACAGG
Tachyglossus aculeatus (Australian echidna) is the source of this 1083-nucleotide messenger RNA. RefSeq names its product N-terminal asparagine amidase (gene NTAN1). The record is from RefSeq and is a predicted model, not a curated record. Gene Ontology annotation, molecular function: protein-N-terminal asparagine amidohydrolase activity. Gene Ontology annotation, cellular component: nucleus. The transcript is spliced from 10 exons. NCBI's taxonomy places the organism in Eukaryota, Metazoa, Chordata, Mammalia, Monotremata, Tachyglossidae. Gene Ontology annotation, biological process: ubiquitin-dependent protein catabolic process. The coding region runs from base 8 to 958 and encodes 316 amino acids.